AUGGAGAUCCUCCGCGAAGCACCCAAGCCAUCCUCCUUCGUCCCCCUCAUCGAGCAUCAGUCCAGCACUCCCGCCUCGUUCUACACUGGCCCGCCCGUCCUGCACUACUACAGCGACAGGAGCAAACUGGUCGUGCUGGAACAUGAAGCGCAAUCGAUCCCAGCAUUAGCACCCCUGCUCGAGGCAUCUGCGCCGCAACCAGAUCCUCAACCUCAAGCCUCGACCACAAACGGCACGUCCGACACCAAUGCGACAGGGACGCAGAGAGUCAUCACCGAGCUGGACGUCUACGUCACCUCGGACAAACUCCUCCUGUAUCAAAAUGCCGUGAACGUCGGUCUUGCAAUACCGUACCCGUCCAUUUCAUUACACGCGAUCCAAUCCCUCCCCUCCCCUGCCCCGGGCGAACAACAGGGCCUCUACAUGCAGGUGCUCUCAAAGACCCCGGAAGCAGGUGAAGACGAAGACCCAGAAAGCAUAUCCCUAACAGUGAUCCCCACGGCGUCCGCGCCGCCGCAAGUCACGUCCACCGCGUCAGGGACGACAGAGACGGGACUUGAAAGCGAGGACGAGAAAGAACAGACGCCCGUGCUGGCCAUGUUCAACGCUCUCUCCGCUUGCUCCAAUCUUCACCCGGACCCGCUCGAGCCCGGCGACGACGACGACGGGGACGACGAUGCAGGCCCCGGCGGAAGUCGACUGUUCAGAGCGGGUCUUGCGUUCCCCGGCGCCAGCGAUGGUGGAUUGCCACCCGCGAUGCCGGGCAGUGGAGGGUGGAUCACCGCGGACAAUAUGCACGAGUUUGUCGACGAGGAAGGAAACUGGAUCGGUGGGGAUGAUCAAGGGGAAGGCGAAGACGAGGAGGAGGAGGGGAAUGAGAAUGGAGAUGGGGCGACGGCUGGUGGUAAUUAUAGCCCUCUAGGCCCUGGCGCUGGCACAGUCCGACCACGAGACGAUGGCCAGCAGGGCAACGGAGCUGACGACAACACGAAAUGGAGAUGA
Messenger RNA from Cladophialophora carrionii CBS 160.54, 1002 nucleotides. RefSeq lists its product as uncharacterized. Lineage: Eukaryota; Fungi; Ascomycota; Eurotiomycetes; Chaetothyriales; Herpotrichiellaceae. The coding region runs from base 1 to 1002 and encodes 333 amino acids. The record is from RefSeq and is a predicted model, not a curated record. The transcript has a single exon. Gene Ontology annotation, cellular component: spliceosomal complex; cytosol. Gene Ontology annotation, biological process: mRNA cis splicing, via spliceosome.